Molecule: messenger RNA, 1413 nt
Organism: Peniophora sp. CBMAI 1063
Lineage: Eukaryota; Fungi; Basidiomycota; Agaricomycetes; Russulales; Peniophoraceae
Source: the annotation of a GenBank genome assembly
AUGGCACCUAUCGAUCACCCAACGCCCAACGAGAAGUACGACAUCGUCUUCAUUGGCGGAGGAAGCGGAGGUUCAGCGGGUUCGCGGCGUGCGGCCUUGUACAAGGCAAAGGUCGCAUUAAUCGAGGAGCAGGGAAAGCUUGGAGGCACUUGCGUGAACGUUGGAUGCGUCCCGAAGAAGAUUAUGUGGCACGCCGCCGACCUCGCCGAGAAGGCACGAUACGCGUCUGAGGGUUACCACUUCGAGAACGUGCCGGCUCCCAAGUUCAACUGGAAAACGUUCAAGCCUCAACGCGACGCAUAUAUCCAUAAGCUGAACGGUAUCUACGACAACAACGUCAACAAGGAGGGUGUCGCAUACCACCACGGGCGUGCAAAGCUUCUCUCGCCGAAAGACGUCGAGAUCACCCGUCCGGACGGCUCGAAGUACACCAUUCACACCGACAACGUCGUGGUGACGACUGGUGGUUACCCUAUCAUCCCAUCUGAUGAUAAGAUCCCUGGCGCUUCCCUGGGUAUCACCUCCGAUGGUUUCUUCGAGCUCGAGGAUCAACCAAAGCGCAUCGUGGUCGUCGGUGCCGGCUACAUUGCCGUCGAGCUCGCCGGUGUCCUACACACGCUCGGGACCGAGACACACCUUGUCAUUCGUCACGACAAAGUCCUCAGGACAUUCGAUCCCUCACUGCAGGACGUUCUCACGCCCUGGAUGGAGAAGACUGGCGUCAACAUACACAAGAACACCAACGUUGUCAAGGUGGAGGGCAAGCGUGGCGACCUGACCGUCCACUUCGACGACGGCUCGAGUGUCCAAGCAGAUGAGCUUCUGUGGGCGAUCGGCCGCGCGCCAAGCACGGACAACCUAGGCCUCGAAGACCUUGGCGUGAAACUGGAUGAGAAGCGCAACAUCGUCGUUGACGAAUACCAGCAGACAAACGUCCCGGGUGUCCUCGCUAUCGGCGACGUUCAGGGCAAGGCUCUGCUUACCCCAGUUGCGAUUGCGGCAGGCAGGCGUCUGUCGAACCGCCUGUAUGGUGGUCCGUCAUACAAGGACGAUAAGCUCAGCUACGACAACAUCCCGACAGUCGUCUUCUCCCACCCACCGAUCGGCACAGUUGGUCUUACCGAGCCUGAGGCGCGGGAGAAGUACGGCGAUGCUGUCAAGAUCUACAAGUCGUCAUUCCGUUCCUUGUUCUACUCUAUGAUCCCGGAGGAACACAAGGAACCGACUAUGUAUAAGCUCAUCGUUGUUGGCGAGGAGGAGAAGGUUGUUGGCGUGCAUAUCAUCGGUGCUGGUAGCGACGAGGUCAUGCAGGGCUUCGGUGUGGCGGUGAAGAUGGGCGCACGCAAGCGCGACCUUGACGACACCGUGGCCAUUCAUCCUACGUCCGCAGAAGAGCUGGUCACUCUCCGUUAA